UUUUCAUAUCUUUCAUAAGAAAUUCAAGAUAUAAUUAUAUUAAUUAAUUUAUAAAUGAAUUAUAAACCAAAAAACUUCAACUAUAGAGUACACUAUGAAUAGACAAAACUAUUGCGUCAGAAACGAUAUGAGGAUCUUAGUGCUGAUUGUUGUGCCUCAACAUAGAGCCAUAACGAAGCAAGAGAUCAUCGAAUGUAUAAGUGCGAUCUUCGGUAUACCCAAGGAUCAUGUAAUAAAUCAAAUAAAUAAAGCUUUAAGAUGGGCAUUACAGACUAAAAAAAUUAAAAUACAUGAUAAAAAAUUUAUAAAGACUGUAUCUCUUGAUUUUUGGUCAAGUACAGAAAACCAAACCGAAAGUAAAAUUAUAUGUUGCCCUCAUUGUCAUCACAGGAUAGUUUUGAACCAAUUAUAUUGGAGCUCUCUUAUGAAAAUACGUUCUCCAAGAUUCAAUAUCAAACGAUUUUGUAAAAAUAUAUGCAAAUAUUGUAGAAGAAAACGUAGUGUCUCUUGAAAGGUCUAGAUCUUUGUAAUACUGGAGACUACUUGUAUUUCAGUCCAAAAAAAUAUAACACACAGAAAUCGAGAAGAAAGCAAAA
Teleopsis dalmanni is the source of this 596-nucleotide messenger RNA. RefSeq lists its product as uncharacterized. Bases 95 to 511 code for a protein of 138 amino acids. The transcript is spliced from 2 exons. The record is from RefSeq and is a predicted model, not a curated record. Lineage: Eukaryota; Metazoa; Arthropoda; Insecta; Diptera; Diopsidae.